UAGAUAAUUUAUGUAAUUCAAAUACUAUUUUAAUGCAAACCUUAUGUUUAAGAUUUGGAUGUGUGGUGGGAAAAUGGCAAACAUUCCUUGUUCUAGAGUAGGACAUGUUUACAGGAAGAACGUACCUUACUCGUACCCAAAACCAAAUGCCGUUGUGAUUAACUUUCGACGAGUUGCUGAAGUAUGGAUGGAUGAUUACAAGGAGUGGUUAUAUGAGCGAAGACCCGAGUUGAAAGAAGUUAAGGAUUAUGGUGACAUCAGUGAUCGAAUUGCUAUUCGAAAAAGAUUGAAAUGCCGUAGUUUCAAGUGGUACAUGCAGAAUGUGUUAAAUGAUACGGUUCGACAAAACUAUGAACCUCUUCGUGGCUCUGGAUUGGUAAGUUGUAUACUUUUCCAAUAUUCGAUUUUACUGCUACCAAAUGGCCUAAAGAAAAAAAUUGGCACUAACUGAUAUAAAAAUCAGGAUGGGAUGAAUUUAACUUCUAACAAUUUCGAAGGGAGAAUGUUUACCAAUCUGGUACCCCAAUCAUGCCAUCCUGAGGCUAGCGAGUCUCUGGGCAGUAAUGCGAUUCUGAUUGGUUGGUUAUUUAUUUCCGGCACCCAGUCUUCUUAACCCUGUUCUGCAGUGCUAGAAUAAAUCAUUAGUCUUUUUAGUGGUGGAAAAGUAGUAACAUAAGGGCCGAUCAAGCCGGAUUCUGGGUGUACUGCAAGGUAUCGCAUUGGGAGGUGGUGGGCGUGGAUGAUGACACCACACUCACUUGGUGUGCAUAACGUCAUCGUAUAACAAAUGUUGGUGCAUCCAUCAACAAAAUUGAACAUGCUUUCAUGACAAACAAAAAAGUGAACCGCUACUACUUGUACGUUUCUUAUGCAUUUAGAGACCGUAAAAUAUUGUUUCUCGUAAGGCAUAGGGUUAGUUUUUUUGUGGGGUUAUAGCGUAUAUCACAUAUGCUAAUGGCAAUAGCUUUUUCCAUCGGCGUUUCCAGUCUGCUCUUCUUGAUUGGCAAUUUAUACUCUGAUAGGGUGCUGAUUUCUUCGUGUACUGCUAAUGAAUAUUUGAUGUUUCAUGAAUUGUAUUAUUGACGUCUUUCUAGAUUCGAAAUCCAAUUACAAACUUGUGUCUCGACACAAAAGGAGCAAAGCCUGGUCAGCAGUUGGGAUUGUCAUCUUGUUCGUCAUACAGCUGGACGCAGGUAUUGUCCUAUUCAUUGCUUUUUAAAUUUAUUAAAGUGCCUAUGUCAUAGUUUGGGAAUUAGCCUAUUUAGAUAGUUUACAUGAUUUUAAGAACUUUUGCAAUAUAUUUUAUAAUUCGAAAAUUUGAUCUUCAUGGACUUUCAGGGGCUCAAAGUUGGCGAUUUUUUGCUUAACCGUGAGUGUAAAAGGACUAGGGCGAGAUGCCUAUAAACGCCGGAUGUGACGUCAAACCGGGAACUGAUCAAAACAAAAUACAUAUGAUUUGCUAUAGUUUCUUGAUAAAAUCAUGAUAAAAUGGAGUAUAAAUGAGAUGUUUCUGGAAAUUUCUUCGAUAUUUCGAUUGGAAUUUAAAUGGAACUAUAUCCUUAACCUUCGGUUAUCCAACUGACAGGCAGAUUGGGCGAGAUAAUAAUUUUAUGGUUGAGUGUGCAGGUCAAACACGUAUGCGCUGAUGCUAAUCUAUCUUGAUUUUAUAUACAGAAAUAUCGGGACAAAACGGCAAGGAACUGUAGGCUGUUGUUAAACCCAAUGCAGAAGAAUCUAUUCUCUUUGUCAAUACAGGUCAGAUUGGAAAUUAUUGUGGGCAAAACACCUCGUCCAGGAUCAAUAGAGGCGGCUGAAGCGCCGGUUUGCUUUGAAUUUGGGCGUCAUAGCCGCGUCAGGAUGUGCCGUAAAUAAUUUUGUGAAAAAGUAGGUAAUACGAAUUUUAUAUGAUUUAAAAAGAGAAACUCUGAAGGCAAAGUGAACUUGUUUUAUUAUAUUGACAUGUAUUCAUGAAUUACUGUAAAAGUUGAUAUUUGAAUAAAUUCGUGAAUUAAGCUAGUCUUGCAAAAUCGCCUAAAUGUAAGAUCUAUUAUUAUUGUGUUCUAAAUGUGUUCAUGAAAUCAUACAACUACUAAGGCUACAUUUUUUUAAAUAUGACACAUCUUUAUAUUUCUGAUUCAUGAAUAAUAAAAAUCACUUUCUUAGUAAAAGUAAACUAUAAUAUUUUGAAAAUUAUAAUAUUCCUUUGAGUAUUGUAUUUUUUCGACAUUUGACCUUGUCUGCUAGCAAAAUGCCUAAUGUAAACAAAGCAAGCGAAGGGGCCUAUUGUAUUUCAUGAUUCGCCCAUGCAUUUCUAGGCUAUGACAUGUCUUUACCAUACUCUUUAUCCUAAAGACCUAAUGGAUUUGAUCUCUAAAUCAUAAACAUCUAUUCUUUAUAAAGUUAUAGUAAAUUUUUCAUUAAAUGUGAAAACAUUUUGAAACACUUGUUCUUUGUAUUUAAUAUUCAAUUUACUUGAGGUGCCGAACUUGCCAGCUUGCAGAAACAUGCAAAUAAAACAAGGAAUUUUAUUAUAUUUAUAAAUUAUAAAAUGAUAUUAUGUAUGGUUAUGGGUGUGACAUUAUUGAUUCAUGAGCCAUGGAUCAUUUUGGCAAAUUACGACAGAUCAAUGUAAGUAUAAUCCCUGGAAAUUAUCUGGAUUGACCCAUUGGCAUUGCUUUGGCCUUGCUUUGUUUUCACUUGGCAAUGAAAUGGUUUCAUCGGACAUCUGCUAUAAAGAACUGAACAAAAUUUUCAAAAUGACAAGACAAGUUUGUUCUAUUUAAGGAAGUGAUUUUUACAGUAUGAUUCAAGAAUAAAAAUCUAAAUUUAAAACAAUGUUGCCCAGGACCAUAAAUACAUUUUAUUCUUUCUUUGUUUAUGCAUUUUGCAGGCAAAAGUAGAAUCGCCACUUUUUUCAAAGAUCAAUUUUCUCUUGCAUACCUAUCAGUAACAAUAGAACAAGUUCAGUUUGCCUUGGGAGUUUCUCUUUUAGUUUUAUUAAAAUCACAUAAAAACCGUAUUUAAUCACCUUCUCGCCAAUUUUAUACGACACAUUUUGACGUCCAAAUUCAAGCAAAGUUAGCAAACCAACGCCUCUGACUCUGUAUUGAUCAGUGGACGAGGCGUUUUGUUCACAAUAAUUUCCGCUAUUCUGGCUGGCAUUGACAAAACCGAGGGCAAGGCGAAUAUAUUCCACUGGAUUAGGUUUAACAGCAGCCUACAGUUCCUUGCCGUUUUGUCUCUAUUUCUGUAUAUAAAUCAAGAAACCGAGAUAGAAUAUAUAGCAUCAGCGUAUAUGUAUUUGACCUGCACUCUCAGCCAUAAAGUUAGUAUCUCGCCCAAUCUGCCUGUCAGUUGGAUAACCGUAGGUUAAGGAUAUAGUUCCAUUUAAAUUUCAAUCGAAAUAUCGAAGAAAUUUCCAGAAAGAUCUAAUUUAUACUCGAUUUUGUCAAGAAACUAUAGUAAAUCUAUGUAUUUUGUUUUGAUGACUUCCCGGUUUGACGUCACGCCGGCAUUGUCGCCCCAGUACUUUUAUGCUGGCGGCCAAACGCUCAAAAUAGGCAAAAUCGCCAACUUUGAGCCCCCGAAAGUCCAUGAAGUUCUUAAAAUCAUCUAAACUAUCUAAAUAGGCUGAUUCCCAAACUAUGACAUAGGCACUUUAACAGACCAUCCUAAGAAGGAUGUGUGGUGCCAGACAGUCAUUUUUAGUGUGAAGUUUCUUCGAAACUUCACAGUAUUGUGAUGACUGGGGGGAAAUUCACACGAAUCAGUCAGUCAGUCAUUCAUUCAGUCAGUCAUUCAUUCAGUCAUACAGUAAACUUUCCGGGGGGUGUAUACGAUUUAUGUUCGUAGUGAUUUAUUGUGCUUUGUCAGUACUUUGAAGGUUAUUUAAGCAAUUUCAGUUAACUUAUUUACAUAUUCUGUUAUCCUUUUGCCAAGUUCACAAAAGAAUUCGAGGAAUCGCUUUCGUUAUUGUAAUUUUUUGUAAAUUUUAGAACAUUCACUUCUCAUGUUGUGUAAAGGAUCUUUACCCCGGAACACCCGAUUUUUCUUUAGUAGCGCAAAUGCGCAUGCGCUAUCAAGCCGUAGAUCACGAUGGCGUGACGAUAUGAUAGGAAGGAG
Molecule: messenger RNA, 4122 nt
Organism: Paramuricea clavata
Lineage: Eukaryota; Metazoa; Cnidaria; Anthozoa; Malacalcyonacea; Plexauridae
Source: the annotation of a GenBank genome assembly